Diorhabda sublineata is the source of this 7089-nucleotide messenger RNA. It is a transcript of the gene qkr54B, whose product is annotated as KH domain-containing, RNA-binding, signal transduction-associated protein 2-like. Gene Ontology annotation, biological process: regulation of alternative mRNA splicing, via spliceosome. The record is from RefSeq and is a predicted model, not a curated record. Gene Ontology annotation, cellular component: nucleus. Gene Ontology annotation, molecular function: mRNA binding. The coding region runs from base 278 to 1396 and encodes 372 amino acids. Lineage: Eukaryota; Metazoa; Arthropoda; Insecta; Coleoptera; Chrysomelidae. The transcript has 6 exons.
UAGUUCUGUCAACGUCAAAGUUUUUGUUCGACGCCAAGAAACUAUUGUCAAAUGUUCAAUUACUAUCUUAGAACUAAACAAAUUCCAUAAUAAUAAUAGAUCAUUGUUAAUUGUUUUUGAACUCGGAAUUUUUACCUAAAUUAGUUAUAGUUUUGCAUAUUAACUUAUAUUGUUCGCUGUGCAUUUUCGACAUUUGAGAAUAGUAGCCCCGGCGAGCAAACUUAGGUCGACAUUUUGUUUCUUUUAGUAGUAUUUGAAAGCAAGUAAAAACUAAAAUAUGAGCGAAAAGUUUGAACCCAAUGGUGAUUAUUAUGCAGAAAAUUUUAAAAGAAAGUCUGGCGCAGAGCCCGGUACAAAUGGUACCGAAGAUAAUGCGGAAACUGAAGAGAAUAUAGUAAUUCAAAAAGCAAGUGAAUAUGUUAGAGAAUUGUUAGCUGAGAAGUUAUUGAUUGAUCAAAACAAAUUACCUAAUGCCGCUCGGUUGUUGGAGCAAGAGGUAGCUAAAACUCAAUCUCUAGGAAGAGCUCCUGUGAAAGAAAAUAAAUAUGUUGACAUUUAUAGAGAGAAGCCCAUCAAAGUUACUGUCAAAGUCUUAGUACCUGUUAGAGAACAUCCAAAGUUUAAUUUUGUCGGUAAACUUUUGGGGCCAAAAGGUAAUUCUAUGAAGCGGCUUCAAGACGAAACAAUGUGCAAAAUGGCCGUAUUAGGAAAAGGAUCAAUGAAAGAUAGAGCUAAAGAAGAGGAAUUAAGAAAUUCUUUGGAUCCUAAAUACAGCCAUUUAUCAGAUGACCUCCACGUCGAAAUUUCGGCUCUUGGCCCCCCAGCAGAGGCUCAUGCAAGAGUUGCAUUUGCAUUGGCAGAAGUGAGAAAAUAUCUUAUACCCGAUAAUAAUGAUAAUAUAAGACAAGAACAAAUGAGAGAAAUGGAGUUAUUUGGAGAAAGAGGAAAUGCUUUAGAUGAUAGAGAUACCAGACUAAGGAGGUCAGCUCCAAGCAUUCCUAGACCAUCUAUACCUAGACCACUUCCUCCAGCAAUGCGUACGGUUACAAGAGUACCUGUAACUACGCCUAGAGUUAUGCCUGCAAAAACUAAAAUUAUGUCAAUUUUGGAUCGUGCUCGUGUUGCUAUGGAAGAGAGUUAUGGAUAUGAAGAUGAUUAUGGAUCUACUUCGCCAGGUUACAGUAGUUUUUCUAGCUCAAGAGCACCCUACACUUCAGGAUAUUAUGACGACUAUGAAACUGAUUAUUAUAAAGGCAGCACCUCCGGUUUUGAAACAUCAUCACGACCUUGGAAGACUUCAUCUUAUCCUAAAACAACUCCAAGUACAUCUUCAUCUUCACGUCUGGCCGAAACAUCUCGUUAUAAAGGUUCUCCCUAUUCCAGACCAUUAAAAUAAAGGACCAAAUUUUGAUCAGGGUUCCCAAUUAAAUAAAAAAAGACAAUUUUUUACUUCGAUAAUAAUUUUAUUGUAGGGAGAUGUGUGUAAUAUUUUAUGUGCAAGAUAAAUGAUAAUGCUUAGUUAUUUAAAUAAAGUUUAUGUUCGUCUAUUAAACAUAUAAAUUAACAACACUUAAUAUGCUGAUCCAACUUAUAGGCGCUGGUACUUAAAAAUUUCUGCUUAAUUCUGGGUGGCUGUACGUAGACGCUUGCUUUGUUAUCUGUAGUAUCGAAAUUAUUAAAGAAAAUGAGAAUCAAAAAAAGUUUUUAUUGCAAUUUUCACUUACUAUUUAUAUAUGAUACAAAAAUGUUUUAAGUGCUGUUUUUACUAGUACACAACUAAAGUGAAACUGAAACGAAAUUUCAUAAAUUAUGUUGAGUUAUGUUGAAUUUCUUGAUUGUACCCUUAAUUUGUAAAACUUAGAGGUAAACAUAAUCCAAAGAGAGAUGUUAUUUUUCAAAUGCAAAAAAGUUCGACAUUCAUUUUACAAUUGUUUAUUUUUCCUGUUAUAUUAUUUUUCUGGACAGUUAAAACGUUUCGUAAAAAAUGAAUUGUAACGUUUCGUGGUUAAAGGUUCGUUAAUAAAAUUUUAAGUUAAAUUACUACUCCACGUUUAUCCCAUUUACAUCACAAUUAUCUCGCUAAUUACAACACUGCCCGUAUUUUCUUCUAUUGUUUGCAUGUAUCUUUAACAUUCCAAUACUACUCUAUUAUGAGCUCCUACCUUCUAUGAUGUUUCAGAAUAUGGUUGAAAUUUCUGUGUCUAGUAGUAGCCACUUCUUCUGAAAACAUCUUCAACGCAGGUUAACGCUACGCGAACAGAUCGUAUCGUUACAUGCUAGGUGUGGGUUUGUUCAUUCGAUCACUGGAUAGGAGUUGAAACAGUCUUAAAAUGUUUUAGUAUUUUAUUUACACCGAUAUAUACAGUAGACACUGAAUGUAACAUUUAAUAAAAAUGACAAAAAGUUGGGUCGAUUAUAUGCAUGCGUUAUAGAUUAGAGGUAAAUUUUGAAGUCUUUCGCCUGCCUGUAAAUCCAAGAGUUUACAGCUACUUUCACUUCUUCCUUGUUACUGAAGCACUUUCCGCCAAGAUGGUGUAAACUCCCUGAUUCAUUAUCGGACUUUAUUAUCCUUAUUAUCACUGAUUGCUUCAGUACCAUAAACUUCUGCUAUCUAGUGAUGACUGUCUGCAUCCGACAUGAAAACGGAGAAAAGCUGAAAAUAUGUUAACCAUCAUAUAUACAAUUUGUACAGAAUUAUGUGUACAAUGAUUUUUUUUGUUCAAUUAUCGCAAAGAACCUGUUAUAAUUUUAAGCAUUAAUUCUUCUGGUUAUUUUCUUUGAAAGAUUUUCCCAAUUUAUCGUUGAUCAUUGUUUUCACUCAACACUUCUAUUUCAUUCUUUACUUUUCUUGUAUUUUAACGUUAUCGUUACUUUUGUCUUAAUUAACGUAUAUUGUGAUACAUCUAGACAUAUCCCUCUAGCAGAUACCUUGGUUUUAAUUUCGAACAAUUCUCCGUUUUCGGGUUAUAUUUUGUCAAGGGUGGACUGAACAUAUUAUUUAUUCAUGUUCAUUGCGGUACAUGAAAAGGUUGAGACUAGAUUUAUAUGUUAAAUUGAAAACACCGUCCGGCUUAUUUCAUGAAGACAAUAGAUGUUUGACAAUAGAUAUGAGUUGAAAAAUUUACGAAUUUAUUGAAGAAAUUUCCAGUUUUGUAAAAUCGAUUGGGGUGACUUAUUCUGACUUGAAAAUUUUCUAUAAAAUUAGGCAAAAUUGCACGAAUGUAUCUCAUAUACAGAUAGAGGUAGUGGAAAACGUCGAGCUAUGACCUUGGAAAUACUGAACGGCAACGUACAUAGAAUUAUUAGUAAAAUAAGACGAAAAAGCAUUAUAAACUUGUUAAGGCCUUAAUAAGUUAUUAUUAUAUCUAAAAUAAAUAUUAGUAAAAAAAUAAAAAUUUUAUCUUCAGUUUAUAAUUAAAAUUGGCAAUCAAAAUUUAAGUUAAAAUUAAAUAUUUGACCAAUGUGAAUGUUUUCCGAUUAACUGAAUCUGAAUGCAACACAUCCGCAUCACAUGAUUCUUACAUUAUUUUUUUUUUCUGCAGGUGUGAUCAAUUAUUAUAGGAAAUAUAAAAUCGAGUUCACGCACUAGUGUGUGCUAAAAAAUACUAUACGCACUAGUGUGUGAAGAAUAUCUCAUUUAUUUAAUAUUGUUACUCCAAUAAAAUACAUACAAUCAAUAAGAAAAUCUCAAAAUUUUCUCACAGAUUUUAUUAUUAAAUAUUUUUAUGGGAUUAACUGAAUGAUAUAGACUUCUUGGUAAUAUACGUGAUACAAUCGGAACAAAACGAGUUUGUUGUUAUAGGGAAAAAAUAUUAAUAAUAAUUAAUUAAAUCAAACAAUUGUCAUUUGAUACUGAAAAGUUAUAUGAUUGAAGUUUGAAUUAAAGUAAAAAAAAAUAACAGGCUACAAGAUGAGUUUGCAACCUAAGACUUCAUCGUCGACGGCUGAAAAUUCACUUUAGCUGUCACCACUAUCCUCGUCCCCUAAGUUUAUUAUUUAAAACGCCACGUUGUCCAUUGCUUGCUCUCCUUCGACUUCAUUUUGAAAGAUCACAUUCGCGCAAAUAUUUUUCCAUGUUCUAUAGGCACCUCACAAAAUGUUUCUCUGUUAAUUUCACACAUCAUCUAAUUUAAAAGGUACGUACGUUGCAAGCAGCUACAUCGUUCUUCACCAAAGCCCAUAUUUUUUCUAUUGGGUUUAGCUCCGGAUGAUAGGGUGGUAAACGUAACUUUAAAAUGUCAUGUUCUGCUAAAAUUUCAACUAUUAUAUAUGUUUUAAAACAUGCGUUGAACUUUUAUAUAAUUGUAUAUAGCUCAGCUUUAGUUGAUUUUAACUUAAAAAUUUUUCCAUGAAAAAAUUAGAAUCGCUUCUAACAGUGUAUUGUGGGCAUCAUCCAAUACCAAUACACAUUUUUUUUUGGAGUACCGGGAAUGAAUUUUUCUUUUAACCACUUUACAAAAUUUGUAUUGUUCAUGUCGUCGUGAAAGUCUACGGUUUUCACUCUCGAUUUUCUAUUCCCUUCACCUACAAUACGUUUCUCCGAGGUAACAGAAACAUCAUACGUUUUGGCUACUCUUUUCUCUUCUUCUAUUCUUAUAAAUUGUACUACUCAUGUUCCUAAAUUUUGACUUAAACAAAGGAUCUCAAGAACUAAGAAAAAAACAUUUUAACAUUUCAACGUAAAUAUGAGAAUUAAAAAAAAUACUCUCUCAUUAUCUUUUUUAUUCAAAUUUUUAAUUUCAUAUACCCAAUUUUUAAACCAUUCGAUAAUGUAACAACUGAAAUAUUCGUUAAAAAUUUGAUUUUCCCUGCAAAGUAGAGCUACUCAACUAUAAAUCGAACUCUAUUUUAUCAAAAACUAAUUCAUAUAUUCCUUACUAUCGAGUAAAUUAAUCCACUUCCUACACAAAAUAUUCUCACAAAUUCUCACGAGGUGCAGGGUACUUUCACGAGCGUUAGCGAGUGGCAUAAAUUACCGAGUGAAUAAUAACUCAUUUUACGCGAGUAGAAUACUGUACUUUAUCUACGACUACUCAAUAUUUUUGUUACAUUAUUAAAAACACUACUAUUAUUUUAUUCUAACCAAUAUUUUACACAAUAUAUUAUUGUUUAUUCAAACAUAGUACAUAGUUAUCGAAAAUUAUCAUAAUCCUAUAUGUCUAUAAUAACCAACACAAAAAUCUAUGUAUUGUUUCAAAAAUAUUGGGUAUCUAAUAUUACAAGAGGAUGGUAUUUAUUUAUAGUUAUUAAUAAUCCCUUUUGCCAAUUCAAAAUUCAAAUGCUAUAUUACAUACUUUCCUCGACCUUUCCGGCAAUAAAUUUAAUGAGGCAACAACAGCUUCUCUAAUUUCUGAUGGUAUUGAAGAAAACUCAGUUUCAUUUUCUAUAUCCAUUUUUAGUUGGUUUUUAACAUAAUUUAACAUAAAAUAUUACAACAUUGAAAAAUCUAAGGACACAAUAAUGUUGAAAGGUGUGAGCCAAUUUUAUAUUGUUUCAAAAGGUAUCUACUUCAAUUUAUAAGUUGUUUCAAAAACCAUGGUGCGUUAAAAUAGAGAUAUUGGGAUCUCUAGCACUAGGGUACGCUAUCUGGUGGCGAAAUUUAAUAUCAGAGGUCGAACCGAUAACAGCUGAUUACAAGUAUACAAAUAUUUAUGUGGAAAUAAUUAUUUUUCUAAUUCUAUCACUUGAUUAUACAUACAUUAUUUAGAGUGAAAAUUAAAUUAAAAAGUAAAGUGUGCUGUUGUGUAUUUAAUUGUAAAAGCAAAGCUUGUUCGUGAUGAAACAAUUAUCUCCAUUUUCAACCUUCCACUAAACAUUUUGUGUAUAGAAUAAACAAAUUUGGAUCAUUGAUAGACGUAUAGCUUGGAUACUGCAAGAACAUGUUUACAUAUACCACUUAAACCAGCAUCAUUCAUGAACAACUCAUUCCAAUUAUUCAACCGUCUUUUAAUAUUUCAACUGUUAUUUCAUGCGGAUUAUCUUUAAUAUGUGAUGUUAGUAAAUAAAAAUCCAAAAUACUUACAAUUACAACCACUAUUUGGUACUUGUCCACACUUUUACAACCAAUGAGAAAUUUUUAUAGCUUGUUUUUGUGCAAGCAAAUUUGCAAAUUUCUUGUAACGUAAUUUUGCUUUUAUAUUUAAAUUAUAAAGAAAUUUAUAAAAAUAUUUUUAGAUAAUAUCCACGUUUAUUUAUAUGCAUAAAGUGACUUACUGACUCCAGUUCAUAUUUUUACCAUUAUGGAAAAUUUUCUAAGCCACGCCUCUACCAGAGAUCCCAAUACGAUAAACACAUUGAAUGUCGCUUAUAGCUCUUUGCUAUUGCUCAGUGUUUUCAAACUUCAGGUCCCGGGUGCGAAUCUGGUCUAGGAACAUUUACUUUGCAAUUUUUUUUCAUUUGUGCAGAAAGUAUCUGACAGCAGUUAUUAAUGGAUUCAUUAAUCACUGCCGUGACUAAUGCGAUUAUUAAGAUAGAGAGUAGGAUCUCGUUUCAAACAUAAAAUUGUGUUUUGCGUCAGUAUGACUCAUAACUCUACAUGAUUUCCACUACCUAUACAACCUUUUUUGUAAUUGUUAACCGACCAACACGAUGAGACGGUUGUUGGUUAGAUAUUAAGAAUUAAAAUUUCGGUUAAUUAGGUAAAAAAGUAGUUUUAUUGCAAAUAAUGUGGUCAACCAUCAUUGGUUAGCCCGAAGAUACAUUACAUAACUGUUAUUUGAAAUAUGGGAACCCUGUAUUUUUAUCAAAACAAAAUCAUUCAAGUUUAAGAUACAAAAUUCUAGUUACAAAUAUGCAUCCUAAUACAAUCUAAAUAAUUGUAUUAAAUACAUUUCCACUUCAAGUUUAGAACUAUAAUUUAAGUGAAACUUCUUUUUCAUAUAAUAGUUUUAUCAUUUAAAAUAUACUUUUAAUAUCAAUUAUAUAUUUUGUUGUUGUCUCUAACCUGUUAGAUAAAUAAAAAAAAAUAAGAGACUUAAGUAGUGUUGACUCAAGCAUUAAUGCAAACGGCUGUAAUCUACCAAAAAAAUUUGAAACCUUUUUAAACAUAGAAAAAUUAAAAACUCUAUAACUUAAUAAUUAUCUAUGACU